AUGGGUACUGCCAUCAGGAAGGAGGUCCUCGCCCUCUUCUUCUGGCUCAAGGUCUGGGUAUCUAUCUGCAUCCUUGUGGGAUGUUUUGCCUUUAUGAGUUUCUCGGUCUGGAGGUUUCAUGAAAAUGAAGUGCUUGGUCUCAACAACCCUAUCGUCAUUAUACCGGGUAGUGCAUCGUGUGCGUUUGGAAGAUCGGGUUAUGCAAGGCUAGAACCUCCAGUUCAAAGGGUCAUGUAUGGCUUCUCGUUAGACUGGAAGAACGACACACCCACCGCCCUCACAACCAGACUGAAUAAACUGCCCCCCGCAGUAGUAAACGCCUGGAUUUCAUUCGACAAUAACGGCUUCAAUGGACAAUCAGCAUCAGAUCUAAACUGGUUUGGAUAUGAAACAUUCUUACUAGGUGUAGGCACAAUCCUGGAAAUAACAAUGGUGCCACUAGUCGACAUGUCAACGAUAACAACAGCUACAUUUACAAAUAUCGCUCAGAUAUGUGCUAGCAUUAAUUCAAAAUACGCUGUGCCCAUACUGUUGAGGUUGGGACACGAAAUGAAUGGAAAUUGGGAACCGUAUGGGCAGAGACCCACAGAAUAUGUCGCUGGAUAUAAGAGCAUGGCGACUAUUUUGCGAAAAUAUACCAAUCUGACGGCCAUGGUGUGGGCACCUAAUAUCGGAACAUAUUACCCGUACGCCAGUCCGACUGCAUACCAGCAGAUACCGCCAGUCGGGACUGCUGAUUUCAAAGCUAUGGAUACUAAUUCGGAUGGUGUUAUUGAUGAAGCUGAUGAUCCUUAUGGACCAUAUUAUCCUGGUGAUGAUUACGUCGAUUGGGUCGGAAUAUCGUUAUAUUGGUAUCCAACUACAUUUAGUACAGUACCAACACCAGCUACAUAUGUCCAUGAUGCCAUGCUUGGAACUGGCCCGGCUAUAAACACGGUCGUGGAUGCUAAUUAUAAUCUUGCCUUGCACAACUUUUAUAAUAGAUUCGCAUUGCAAAAGAACAAACCUUUCUGCUUCCCAGAAUCCGGAGCACCAGUGAUACGUAACGGUACAGCUGCCGGUGCUGCAGAGCUGAAUGUGAAACAAGCGUGGUGGCAACAGACACUAUCAGCAUCAAAUUUCGCCACCUUCCCGAAACUAAAACUCGUCGUGAAUUUCGAGGAAUCCAAAAUCCAAGACACAUACGUCCAAGACUGGUCACAGACACUAAACCCCACCGUGCGCGUUGCAUUCGUUAAUGAUAUCUCAACCACGUACCGGUCUGCACUAAUUAUGGGUAGUCAGAUGACGUUUAAUUGUGACGGGAGUGUGACCAUGGUUUAA
This is a messenger RNA of Synchytrium microbalum, 1323 nucleotides long. RefSeq names its product mannan endo-1,4-beta-mannosidase. Gene Ontology annotation, molecular function: mannan endo-1,4-beta-mannosidase activity. The coding region runs from base 1 to 1323 and encodes 440 amino acids. The transcript is spliced from 8 exons. The record is from RefSeq and is a predicted model, not a curated record. NCBI's taxonomy places the organism in Eukaryota, Fungi, Chytridiomycota, Chytridiomycetes, Synchytriales, Synchytriaceae. Gene Ontology annotation, biological process: substituted mannan metabolic process.